AUGGAAGCAAUUGCGCUUGUACCGACUAUAGAGGCACUUUUACUGCAGAACUGCAAGGAAAAGAAGAAACAGGCAAUUGAUUUGAUAAUCAAGAAUGUAGGGCUAGUUGGAUUCCUAUUGAAGGGCGCACUUCAGCAUAUUCAGCCAGAGUCUGACCCAGAACAGAAGGAACUCCUUCACCUCAUCUCAUCCAUGAUAUAUUUCUACACGCAGCAGUAUGAUGAGUGUGUGCACCACAUGAUUCAUUCUGGGAAUGAGUGGUUUAAAGCCUCGGAGAAUCACUGCGAGACUCUUUCUUUGUACUUCCAAGAAUCCAAAAACAGAAUAAUUAGGAAAUACAUUAAAACACAGGGAGCCCACGGGGAAGAAAUGGAAGCAUUUAUGGAGACUCUUCUGUCUCAGAAGAAUGAAGAUGGACACGAUGUAUUUUCAUUACUGGGACUGCACAUAACCACAAAGAACAUAGAGGGGAUUGAUCUUUUCAUAAAAGAAAACAUGCAAAUUCUCUGCAAUGAUGUGCAAAUGAAAUUCUUAGUUGAAGAGGCCAAGCAAGCGCGAAUUUACUCAAAAAUAUUCCCUGUGAUAGAAGAGAUUUGGAGUACUGGAAAAAAUAAGAGCUAUUCUUUGUUCUUCUACAGAUACCUUUUGGAUGCAUAUUUAUUCAGAAAGGAUGAAAAGGAACUGAAAGACUUCUUAAAGUAUCUGGCAGAGGAAAGGACCGAGGUUGCAUUGUGCAUGGCUUUCUUGGUGCAUGACAAAGCGCCUGGUAUGUCCCAGAGCAUUUCAGAGGACAUACAGCAUGCCUCAGUUCAUAAGCUGCUGACCGGCCAGUUCCAGUCUACCACCUAUCAGAAGUUCUUGUCGGAAAAGAACCAGGCAAACUUUGCUCUGCUUGCAGAGCUGUCAAAGUCACAGAGCUCAAAGCUUUCUAUGAACCAUAUGUCUCUGAGUUUCUGCAACGGGAUAAUGAACUGUAAAACAGCAAAUGAUACCUAUCUAAGAAAAAAUCUAGAGUGGAUGCGGCAGGCAAAGAACUGGUCUAAGUUUGUUGUGGCAUCAUCCUUUGGUAUGAUUCACACCGACAGCGAAGAUCCUUUUGAGAUGCUGCGGCAUUAUCUUCCAAUGGCAUCAAUAAAGAGCUCAGAAAAGGACGACCCAGAGAGUGGAGGUGCGUUAUUUGCUCUUGGGCUUAUUUCAGUCAACUCUCCAUCAAUUGCAGAUAGCUUCUUGAGCACUUUCUUUGAUACGGAAAUGGAGAGCAGAAGAAAUCACAUCCUGCACGGCGUCUGCCUGGGCCUUGGUCUUACGCGCCUGGGCACUGGAGAUGAAGACUCAAUCAACAGGUUCAAGAGUGUUUUGUACUCAGACACAGUGACCACAUCAGAGGCAGCGGCAUACGCAAUUGGGCUGGUGAGCGCUGGAAUAUUUAACUUAGAGCUGAUAAAAGAGCUUCUGACAUACGCAAGAGAUACAGAGCAUGAAAAGAUCUCCAGGGCAGUCGGUGUAAGUGUAGCCCUGCAGCUAAUCACUGCAGCCUCCUCUGGCACAGCUCCUAUCUCUGAGAUGCAGAGCCUGUUAGAUGAAAUCGUUGCAGACUCAAAUGCAAUCAUUAGAUACACAGGCGCGCUUGCUCUUGGUGCAGCAUAUGUUGGCACUGGGAAUCUUACUGUUGUUGGAAAGCUCCUCUCUAUGGUCAGCACAGACUCAUCUGAUGAUGUUAAGAGAAUUGCUGUGUUCAGCAUUGGUCUAAUCCUUACAACCAAGUCAGAAACAUGCAAGGACAAGGACAGUCUCCUAGGAAGCGAUCCUGUUCUCUUUAAAGUGCUUGAGCCUCUUGCACAGAGCCACUCUUCAUACGUUAGGUCCGGAGUAGCGCUUACCCUGGGAAUGUUCUUGGCCGGCACUGGGAACAAGAAGGUUCUUGAUGUUUUAGAAGUGCUUAUGUACGAUAGCACCACCUAUGUUAGACAAAACGCAAGCAUUGGAGCCGGGCUAGUACUUAUGCAGGUGAAUGCAAGAGAUGAUCCAUUUUAUAAAAGAAUUGUUAAGCAUAUGCACAGCAUGACAAAAAGAAAGAGUGAAAGCGGAGCCGCGCGGUUUGGUGCUCUUCUUGGCCGCUCUUUACUUGAUGCAUGCGGAAAGAAUGGGUUCAUGAGUAUCUUUGGAAUGUCAGGCGACCUUUCUAUAAAAAGCGUGUGCGGUGCCAUCCUGUUCUCGCAGUACUGGCACUGGUAUCCUCUAGUUCCUUUCAUUUCUCUGUGCAUGCGCCCAACUCUUUUACUUGCGGUCGACACAGACUUAAAUCUUGUGAAUGACUUUUCUGUGGAGAUAGAAGGCCCCCAAAAGGAGCAUUUAAUUACAAAUGUAUCAGUGGCUGAGAGUAAGAAGCCAGGGAAGAAGUUCAAACUGCUCUCUCUUUCCGGGGAGGCGCAAGAAGAAGAAGAACAAGAAGAACAGCCAUCAGAGGUGGAUGAAAUAGAAGAAAAGUCUCACAUUGUAAAAAACUUUGAAAGAUUCACGCCAGCACAGCAAAGAAACUCUUCUUUAGCAGGUCUGCCUUCUAUUAUUUUUCUGCCGAAAAAUAAGCCAUCCCAUGAGUCCAGCCAGAUUCAAGAGUCCGCAGAAAUAGAAGAAUAA
Molecule: messenger RNA, 2637 nt
Organism: Nematocida parisii ERTm1
Lineage: Eukaryota; Fungi; Microsporidia
Exons: 1
Coding region: 1-2637 (878 amino acids)
Biological process (GO): proteasome-mediated ubiquitin-dependent protein catabolic process
Cellular component (GO): proteasome storage granule; proteasome regulatory particle, base subcomplex; nucleus
Source: RefSeq, a predicted model, not a curated record